AUGAGUUUAUAUUGCAACUAUGAUUCCAAUCCUAAUUUUGAUGGGCAGCUAAUAAAAGAAAACUCUGAUUGCUAUGAAAAUUGUAUAAAUCUUGACGGCUGCGAUUCUAAUAACCUCGGAAAUGGUAUCUGUGAGAGCUCUUGCAAUACUGAAAACUGUGGGCUUGAUUGGGGAGACUGUACUUGCUCUCCAGGAUGUUUGGACUCUAUGCUUGGAGAUGGAAAUUGUGAUGAAGUUUGCGAUAACUGAGAUUGCGAUCUAGACAAUCACGAUUGUGGGCAAUGUGCAAGUGGAUGCUUUACUACUAUGCUAGGGAAUGGAAUUUGCGAUUAUGAAUGUAAUAAUGAAGAUUGCCUAUAUGAUUACAAAGACUGCCAAUGCUCAGAAAAUUGUUUAUGGACUGAUUAUGGAACCUGCAAGCCAGAAUGCAUGGUAUUAGAAUGUAACUAUGAUAAAUUAACCCAAUAUGCAAAUAAUUGAUGCCAAAAUAUCUCCUUGCUCCCCCCUCCAUGAGUGAACAAAAAAAUUUAUAUAUAUAAUAUAGAAAAAAAUUUUUUCCGAAAAUUUAAAAAAAUCCUAAUUUGCAAAAAUUGGGAAGCAAAUGUUAAUUUAAUUUAUAAAAUUUAUGUUUUUAAAAACGCAAUUUGUUUAAAUUAAACAGAAUUCGCGAGAGCUUUCAUUAUAAUAAUUAUCACUUAUAUAUCAAGUUUUUUUUUCAUAAAAAAUAUUUUCUAUUAAAAAAAUUUUUGUUCACUCAUAAAAUAGGGAUUUUCCAAUGGUUUUGUUCACUCACGGAAAAGGAGGGAGCUAGCUAUUUUUUCUUCUUACCAGCAGAUUAUUCGUAAAAAUUUUUCAUACAUUGUACAUCUUGAAGACUGUUAUGAAGCCUCAAAUCAUGAAUGCACACUAGAAAAGGCAUUAAAUUUUUCAAUUUGCUAUCAAGAAUGCAAUAUCACCGAAUGCAACUUUGCCAAUGGAAAUUGUUUUUAUAAUCCUACUCCCUUAUUAUGCGGUCGCUAUUACGAUUUUUCAUAUAAUUUUUGUUUAUCCUGCUUAAAUUAUACAUUUAAUGUUUGAUCUGAUGGGGAUUGUAUUCAGAGUACUGACAGUUCCUUAACUCUUCCAGAUGGCUCAAGUGCAAUAAUUCCAAUAAAAGACAGUUCAUCUCCAAGCAACCCCCACAUUUACUUCGUCCGAUCAGACAUAAAUUCUAACAUUACUGCUGGUGAUGGGACUUAUUUUUCUCCUUAUACCAAUUUUAUUAAUGCGCUUUACCAUAUUCAGCAUCGCUACUCAACAGUUAUUUUAUUAGAAGGAGAUAAUUAUUACCUUACUGUCUAUAAUACUCCUACCGUUUUUUUAUCCCCAAUCGUAUUUCUGAGAGGCUUGGCUGACAAAUAUAUAAAAGUGACAACAUUGAACCAUUCAAUAGCCAAUUUUAGGAGGGUUAAAGAUGAUGACAGUAAUGGUUCUCAUGAUACAUUUAAUUUUGAUUUGCAGAAUAUUCCAAGUUUUGAGAUAAAUAAUGUGGUUUUUAACUGGGAAGACACGAUAUCUGAUUGUAGUAAUAGCAGCUAUUGUGAUUAUUGCCCUUAUGUUGUGUAUGAUUCUAAUUCAAGCUCGUAUUAUAAUGACAGAGGAGAACCUAUAACUGAAUUUUUGCCAUAUUCAUGAUGCAAACAAGACCGAAGAACAAAUUUUUUUUCCCUUACAGAAACAAAUUUAAUGCUUAAAAAUGUAUUUUUUAUUAAUUUUCGAAACGGUUUUAAUUCUCUGGUAUCUAUUAAUGGUUGGAGCAAUGUGACUUUAUUUAAUGUGACAUUUGAUAAUAUCAGGAUUUAUAAUGAAGACUCUUCAUCAGGAAUUAUUUUUCGAGAUGAUAUUUUGCACAACUCAGGAAAUUUAGAGUUUACCAAUGGGGUGGUUAGCAGGGUUAAUAAUGGCUAUGAGCUGUGAGAUAUCAUCAACACAAGAGGAUUUUUAUAUGCGACAAGCAUAAAUUCAGUCGUUUUCAGGAAUGUGGAUUUUAGUAAUAAUGUGGUUUUCAAGCAAACUUUACCUGGAAUUAAUGAGGCUGCUCUGAUUACUUUGAAUAUGUUUCAAGCAUUGCGGAUAGAUAAAUGCAAUUUUACAUAUAACUAUUGCGAUUUGGGGAUAUUAAAUAUCAAAGGAGACUAUUUAAAUUUUUCAGCUGAAAUUAAUGAUAAUUCGACAGUUAUUUACUCGACAAUUAAUAAUAUUUAUAUUUCAAAUUCAAGAUUUGUGUCAAAUUAUGGAAAGCAGGGCGGAAUAUUAUAUGCACUGUAUAGCUCUGAAGUGCAAAAUUUGCUUAUUGAAAACUGCUUAUUCAGUUUGAAUGGCGUUGAAGAGCAGCCUUUAAUAUAUUUUGAAGGUCCAUCUGUAAGUGAGAAUUAUGUAAGUGACAGCGAAGUGAAUUUAGUCUUGCCCAAUGGCAGUAUAGCUAAGGGGAAAUAUUUAGCUAAAUGAUGAAAAUUAUAUAAUUCAAGCUUUAUUGAGAAUUAUUCUGGGAGUAGCGGAAUGAUUGAGAUUAAUAAUAUGGUUAAUAUCAAUUGAAAAUAUAUCAAUAUAACAAGAAAUGGUGAGAUUUCUACUGAAAUUAUGAAUAUAAAUUCUAUUUUUACAAAAUAUUAUACUGAUAAUCCAAAAGUCUAUGCAAAAUUAAACGUAUCUGAUCCUCCAGACUUGAAUUGUGAGUCACUAUCAGCAUUGUCUAAUUCCAUCAAUUUAAAUCUUGAGCAAGUAAACAUAACCAAUAAUAUCUGCAAAUUUUCAUCCCCCAACAUAAUUAUAUCAAAUACCACUAAUAUCUCCAUAAACUAUUCUCAUUUCGCAAAUAAUUAUGGCACUGGAGCUGAUGGGGUUUGCUUAUCUCUUGACGAUAAAAGUGCAGCAAUUAUUGGAUAUUCUGAAUUUAUUUCAAAUAAAAAUUAUGAUUCACGUAGAUCAGGAACAAUAAGCAGCUAUUGUAAACUCUCGCUAGAAAACUGCACAUUUUAUAAUAACACAGGUGCGCUUUAUUUUGAAGGACAAAGUCUUGAAAUAAUAUCAUCUAUAUUUGACUCUAACAAUUCUACUGGGUCUCAUGGAGGCAGUAUUUAUUUUUCUAUUUCAUCAUAUGACAUUAAUUUUUCAUUACUAUCUGUCUAUAACAGUACUUUUGAAAAUAAUUUUUGUUCAGUUUAUGGAGGAGCUAUUUUUAUUGAUAAAAAAACUCCACUAAAAAAUAUUCUAACUAUGAGAAUUGAAAAUAGUUCUUUUUACAAAAACAAAGCUAUAGAUGGCUCCUGCUUUUAUAUAGACGAAAACGUAGAACUUUCUACUGAUUCAGCAGCUAUUAAUUGCAAAUUUCAUGGUAAUAACGCCAUUUCUUCAGGGGCUAUAUUACUUGCAUACACGCAUGGAGUGAUUCUAUUUGAAAAAUGCAGCUUUGUUGGGAGCAUUGGAGCUUACAGUUCAGUUUUUGAUAUCUCAAUAGGUGAAGAUGAAAAGCUGAGCCCUUCAAAAAUAAUUUUAAAUUUAUGCAUUUUUCAGUGGAAUUAUGGAGAGAAUACUAUUUCACUUGGAAAUUCAAAAAGAAAUUCGACGCUAGAAACGAAUGAUUGCAAUUUUGAAUAUAAUACUGGAUUAAUAUUUUCUUUUGAUAGUGGCUAUGCUUUUGAUAAAAAUUCAAAAAUCCGGCACAAUUAUUCAAAGUUGUCUGGAGGUUCGUUGAAUCUAAAGAACUCAGCAGUAUUUUUAUCUGUAAAUGCUACACAUUUUAACUGCACCAGCAAUCUUAAUGGCGGGGCAGUGUCAAUUAGCUUAGGAUCUCAAUAUUUUUGUUCAUUUUGCAUUUUUGAAAACAAUCAUGCAGAUUUUUCUGGAGGUGCUAUAUAUGCUGAUUCAGAUGCAAGUUUUUAUAUCGAACAAUCAGUACUUAAUGGCAAUUCAUGUAAAACUAAAGGUUCAGCAAUAUCUAUUUCAAGUUCAUCUGCAAACUCUACGAUAACUAAAUCAGAGAUUUAUGGAAAUUACGCAUACAAUGACGGAACAAUUUUUGUUUUAUCAUCGAUACUAUCAAUAUUUUCAUCAAAAAUUCAUAAUAACUCAGCAGGAGGAAUAAAUCCUGGCUUAUAUGCUGAUGAUUCUACAAUUGCAAUAAGUGAUGCAGAUUUUGCUUUCCAAAAUGGGGAUCAAGGCUGCUUUAUUUUUAUGAACGCUUGCUCUGCUAAAAUAAAUGGCACAGUAUUUUCUGGAGGAUACUCAAUUAGUUCUGGGACUGCCAUACACUCUACAUCUAGUGAAAUGGAAAUAGGUUUUUCAACUUUUUCAGGACUUUCCUCGAAUGAGACUGGAGGUGCAAUUUAUUUUUAUGAGGGCAGCUCUCUUUAUAUUAAAAAUUCAAAAUUUCUAAACCUGAAUUCUUCAAUUGAUUCAUAUUUAAGCUCGAUUUCUAUAACAGACACAGUUUUCAGUAGCAGCUCAAGCGUUGCUAUCCUAGGAAUAAAAAUCACUGAAUUACUCAUCUCAUUUUCUGAAUUUUUAAAUAAUUUAGGAAGCGAUGGGGGUGCAAUUUAUUGUUCCCAAUGCAAUAAAAUUUUAAUUGCUGAAUCUUUAUUUGAAGAUAAUUUUGCAGAAAAAGGAGGGGCAAUUUUUAUUGAAAACCAGGCAGAUAAUCCCACUAUAUGCAGCAUUAUAUUAUGCACAUUUCAGUCGAAUAAUGCUAGUAGUGGAGGUGCAAUUUUUGCAAACAAUAUAAAUUUGAAUGUGUCUUUUUCGAAUUUUAUUGAAAAUUAUGCAAAAUCCUCUCGAGCUGAGUCUUUGCUAAAUAUUGUAGAUGGUAUUGGAGGUGCAAUAAAAAUAGAUUAUGAGGAUUAUAAGGCAUCUAAUUAUUUUAAUAUUUCAGGAAAUCGCUUUAGCUAUAACAGAGCAACUUAUAGGGGAGGUGCUAUAUCCUGAGAUAAUUCAAAUUCUAUACUUGAAAAUAAUAUUUUUCACAAUAAUUCUGCAUUCUAUGGGGAUGAUUUUGCUUCCUACCCUACUAUGAUCAUUUAUUUAAAUCAGAGUAAUAGUAGAUAUUUGAAAAGUCAAGUUCUAUCAACAAAUGUAGAAAACCUAGCAUUAAGCAAUGUGGCUUCAGGUCAGAAUAAUAACCCGUCGCUGAUAUUUGCGAUAGUAGAUGAAUUUUAUCAAAUAAUUACCACUGAUAUAUAUAGCCAGGCUCAAUUGAUGGCUAGUGAUAAUGAUACUGUCAUAUCAGGAGUAUCAGUUGCUUAUGCUUUAAAUGGAAUUUAUUAUUUUGAAAAUUACGUAAUUUCAGCUAAGCCAGGCUCAUCAGUUCAAGCUUAUAUUUCUUCCUCCGCAAUAGAUACAAAAGCAGAGAAAUUAAAAAAUUCCCAAAAUUUUUAUAUAAAUGCUAGCAUGAGAUUAUGCGAAAUAGGAGAAGCUGUAGUUGGGCUUAAUUGCGAAGUUUGCCCAGAAUUUUAUUAUAAUAUCGAUAGUUCCAGCGGCAAAUGUUCUAAUUGUCCAUCCUCAGCAGUUUGUUAUGGAAAUUAUACAAUUGUGCCAAAACCAGGAUAUUGAAGAGAUAAUAAUCUCACUGAUAUUUUUUGAAAAUGCCCUUAUCCUCCUUCUUGUUUAGGCUCUCCAGAUUCUAAUAAUAUAUCUUUUGUAGGUAUUUGUGAAAAGGGAUAUGAAAGUAAUAUGUGUAAUUCAUGCCAAAAAGGAUAUGCAAGAUUAUAUAGCAAUCAAUGCCAAAAAUGUCCAGAUACUACUGGCAAUAUAUUUAGAUGACUUGGAUUUUUUUGGUUAUUUUGUUUUAUAGUAAUGAUUAUAAAUAAGGUAGGAAAAAUCUUAAUUGAGCCUUGGGUAUUUUUGCAAAUAUACAUAAAAAUCUUUUGAGAUUAUUUACAAUUUACGAUUAUCAUCGCUACUUUUAAUUUAAAUUGGCCAUAUAAAAUAACUUGAUUGUUUUAUAUAGACAACUGUGUUGAUUAUAUUAAUGCUCAGCUCUUCUCCUUCGACUGUUUUUUGCAGUCUUCAUACUCAAAAAGCGAAAUCUAUUUUUACAAAAUCCUCUUUACAAGCCUAACUCCAUUUUACAUUGCAAUUAUUUUUUUAUUUUGAUGAAUCAUAGUCUAUAAGGUUAAAAGGAAACGUUUAAAAGAUUUAAAAGAUGGCUAUAUACCAUCACUUAUAAUAAUAUAUUUUUUAAUAUACCCAAGCGUUGCAAAAUCGAUGCUUAAUACUAUGAGCUGCAAGGAAAUAAACCUUGGAGAAUUUUGGCUCAAUGAAGAUCUAGGAAUUAGAUGCUGAGAUCAACGCCAUUUUCAAUUGGCAUUCCUAUUGGCGUUGCCUGCAUUAAUUAUAUGAGUUAUUGCAGUUCCUGGCUUUUGCCUUUGUUUUUUUAAAAAAAAUAAGAAGAAGUUAACAGAAACUUGAAUGAAGCUACGAUUUGGAUUUUUAUGUAAUGGAUAUAAAUCAAAGUUUUACUAUUGGGAGUUUUUGAUGCUUUAUUGCAAGACAAUCUUAAUUUUAUGCUCAGUAUUUUUACCAUAUAUUUCGCAAAAUAUUCAAGUCCUUAUAACCUUUCUCUUACUUGCCUUGCUUUUCCACAUCCACAACAAAAAUAAGCCAUUUAUAUUGCAAAAUCUGAACCAAAGUGAAAGUUUUGCUAUAUCCAUAUCUCUAUUAACAAUUUUAGCUGGUUUUCUCUUUAUAGCAAAUGCUCUAAAUGAAGAGUUACUUACCUUUUCAGUCUUAUUUUUGCUAAUUAUUCAUUGUUUAUUUAUACUUUACAUUGCACUCAAAUCUUUAUCACUGAUCCAAGCACUUAGUUCUCUUAUUAUAAUAAUAAAAAGAAGUUUGCGUCUUAAAUCAAAAUAUUCUAUCGAAGAAAAUUCUAAGAAUGAUCAUGAGGAAAUGGUUCGAGAUUAUAAAAUACUGCCUUUACAAGAUGAAAAAUUAUCGACUACAAUUGUCCCUUUUGAUUACAUAAAAACUUUUCAAAAUAUUUCAUCUAUGGAAAACGUAAGUCUUUCGGUUGAAUUAGAUCCUUUUACUUCAGAAAAAAGCUUACCAGCUGAUAAUUAA
Molecule: messenger RNA, 7092 nt
Organism: Blepharisma stoltei
Lineage: Eukaryota; Ciliophora; Heterotrichea; Heterotrichida; Blepharismidae
Source: the annotation of a GenBank genome assembly